Effrenium voratum is the source of this 715-nucleotide messenger RNA. Lineage: Eukaryota; Dinophyceae; Suessiales; Symbiodiniaceae. The record is from the annotation of a GenBank genome assembly.
AAAAAAUGACAGGUUCUUGCUGUUGUUUCUCACGGUUUUACGUUGUCGGGUGUGAGCACUUGCCGCUGCCUUUUGGGGACACUUUUGGGUCCGGGGCGGUGGGGGGGGAACCGCUCGCGGGUGCAAGGCUUUGUGACCUCGAGAUCUACCGCCUGGGUGAUCCGUGAGGCUCUUGCUCAACUCACCGUCUGUCAGGCGCCAGGAUCCACUGCGACGUGCAGAUCUUCUCGCGGCCGGGCCAGUAGAAGACGGUGACUGCGAGCCGGCCAAGUCUGACUGGGAAGACUUGCAGGCCGCCGUCUUGGCCGGUGACACAAAGGCCCUGCAGGUGGCCGACGCAGUGAUGGCGCAGGAGGAGUCCGUGGAGGACUGGCGGAGCCUGCAGCUUGGCGCUCCGCGUGCAGCCAUGCCUGCCUCUGACAGCGUCUCAUCCAGGGACCCCAGGAACCUCAGGGACCCCAGCAACGGCACGACAGCUUGUGACUUCCGCGGUGCCGAUUUCGGUUGCCUGUUUUGCAGGAUGUGGGUCAGCCAGUCUGACGGAUGCCCGACCGACCUUCAGGCCGCGAGUGAAAAGGAGGAGGAGCAUCCAAACCCGUGCGUUGGUGUUGCCAAAGAAGCCAGUCAAUCUUGUGUUUGCUCUGGAAACUUGGCUCGAGGGUACUCAUCAACACUGACACAACAACAGCUCGCAAUGGUUGCCCGAUGGGUCUAG